AUGACGUCCGCAGAAUGGUUUCAGGCUGUUAGAGCCGGAAAUUUAGAGUAUGUGGCUACACAUAUAGAGAACUUGUCAUGCAGUAUUAACGAGUGUGGAGAGACAGCUUUAAUGUGUGCUGUGCGACAGAGGAACAUCGAGAUGGUAAAAAAUCUUAUGGAUCACGAGAGCAGAUGCGUAAACUCACGUGGUCAGAGUGCGCUUAUUAUAGCAAUCAUCGAGCACUUUCAAGAGGCAGUGGAGGCCCUUCUUCCCCAUGAAUAUGACAUGGGAGCUAUCCCCGGGCAUCUCAGUCCCCUUGACGCUGCAGUGGAUUGUGGAGACGAUGACAUGCUAGCAUUGGUUCUUAAACAUGGGAAGAAACCAGCUAAGGACGAUUGUUCUGCCAGUCACGCGGCCUCAGGUCAACAGAUAAAUGCAAUCCACAACAACGAAGACAGCGAGAGUAUCUCGUCGUGUUUGUCACCCGACUCAUUUAAGAUUGUCAAUGCCGGUACUAUUAAUACAUCCGCUUGCAGGGUACCAUCGGAUUCUACAGACCUGGACCUAUGCAAGGCUGCAAUCUGGAGAUUGGCCAAUAAGGCAAUAAAGUCUCACGAUGAAUUCGAAAGCCAAUUUAUGGCUGUUCAGAAACGAAUGGAGGACGUUAUAUUACGAUAUAAGCAGGAGGUGAGAACAAUGCGAAGAGUUUUGGAAUUGGUUGGGAUUGAUGGAAAAGACCUCGAAAACUACCUGCAGGAAGCAAGAAUGACAGUGGAUAGAUAUGAAAAAAUAUCAUCUCCGCAACCCAUCUCCAUUUGUGAGGCUAUACGCUUGGAUUCAGCGUUGACUCCUCCCAUACCUCCGUUCACCUCUGAAACACAAUGCUCGUUGAGAAAACAAGCAGUAACUGAACCAGAAUCUCUCCAUAGUCCAUGUAGUACCUCUCGAGAAGCAAGCCAUCUAACGGAUUAUGCUCAUUCAAUGGAUAUUAACCUUCCACCUCAACAUCCGCAGAUCCAGGGUUCCAAUCCAGCUACAGUAAUAAAAUCUACCGAACCAAAUCUCCCUCCUCAAGAACAUUUGCGGAUGAUGGAUAGUCACCAAGCAAAUAACAAUAAAUCAGAGAAAACGCGGAAUGACAAGGCUCAUACAGUGUCAGAGAGCACAAUAGAAAGCUUAUUAACAACAUAUACGUCACUUGACAAAAACCAUGUCCUUGGCGAGAAAGGUGGAUCUGAUGAUUUAGAAUCACAAAUUAAGCUACUCUCUGAAGAUAUCAAAAACCUGAGCUGUGCAAUGGAGCUGCUUGAAGAAUGCACGCCAGAGUAG
Giardia duodenalis is the source of this 1311-nucleotide messenger RNA. RefSeq names its product Ankyrin repeat protein 1. The coding region runs from base 1 to 1311 and encodes 436 amino acids. Gene Ontology annotation, molecular function: protein binding. The record is from RefSeq and is a predicted model, not a curated record. Lineage: Eukaryota; Fornicata; Diplomonadida; Hexamitidae. The transcript has a single exon.